GCGAGCCCGAAUAAUUACGUAUUCAAUUUUUGGGAGGUCAAAGUUCGCGUCUCCUUCGUCGGUUCAGACACGUCCAUUUCUCUUUUCCUUACCCUCGUUCUCAUCGUCCUCCCCGUCUCAUAAAUGGCCUCCCUUGCACGGUUCCGUCCUGCUGUUCGCCGCAUUCCUGCCUUUGCGCGAUCCAUACAGACGUCCGCGGACACCACUCAACUGCAAGAUACCAUCGAGGAUCAAUCAAAACCCUUUACAGUGAAGCUCCAUGAGGAAUCCUUCCGUUCAUAUCAAUGCGAGACUCCCUCACUUGAGGUCGAGGUGCAAAAGGAUGAGCUUCUGAAGAUGUACAAGGACAUGCAAACAAUGCGUCGGAUGGAAAUGGCUGCCGAUGCCCUUUAUAAGGCUAAGCUUGUUCGUGGUUUCUGUCAUUUGGCUAUUGGCCAGGAAGCUGUUUCCGUUGGUCUUGAGUAUGGUAUCAAGCCUGAAGACCGCGUCAUUACUGCUUACCGGUGUCACCCCUUCGCUGUCAUGCGUGGCGGUACCAUCAAGGGCGUUAUUGCUGAGCUUCUCGGUCGCCAGGGCGGCAUGUCUCAUGGCAAGGGUGGCUCUAUGCACAUCUUCACUCCCUCGUUCUUUGGUGGUAACGGUAUCGUCGGUGCCCAGGUACCUGUAGGAGCUGGUAUCGCGUUCGCACAAAAGUACCUUGGCAAAAACACCGCAACAUUUGCUCUCUACGGUGAUGGUGCAAGUAAUCAAGGACAGGCUAAACUUUGGGGUCUCCCCGCUGUCUUCGUUUGUGAGAACAACAAGUACGGAAUGGGUACCUCUGCCGAGCGCAGUUCCUCCAACACCGAAUACUUUACUCGUGGUGACAAGAUCCCAGGUCUCCAGGUCAACGGUAUGGACAUCAUCGCUUCCAGGCACGCUGUGCAAUACGCUCGCAAGUGGGUGACGGAAGGCAAUGGCCCGCUUCUCAUGGAGUUCGUCACUUACCGUUAUGGUGGUCACUCAAUGUCCGACCCCGGUACCACCUACCGUACCCGUGAGGAGGUUCAGCGGAUGCGUAGCACCCAGGAUCCCAUCCGUGGUCUCCAGCGCUACAUCGAGGAGUGGGGUCUUGCCACCGAGCAAGAGCUGAAGCAACUCGACAAGGACGCCAAGGCCGAAGUUGACCAGGCUGUCGAGGAGGCUAAACAAUCCCCUGAGCCAGUAGCCAAGGACCUCUGGACGGACAUCUACUACAAGGGCACGGAGCCAGUAUCUAUGCGUGGUCGUGAACGCGAGGAGGUACACUACUACUGAUGGCUGGUUUCUCGAUAGUGAUACAUUAGACUUUAUCAUUUGCUACGUUCUAUGUUAGGUAUACUCAUGGAAGCCUACCAAUGAACGCUAUAUUUGCAGCAUGAAUGUGUUGGUUUCGAUGGACGGGUGCAAGACAGUUUUGUGUAGUUGUGAAAUAAAUUGUGAUGAAGUCACUAGUAGAG
Messenger RNA from Suillus paluster, 1478 nucleotides. Its product is annotated as mitochondrial pyruvate dehydrogenase E1 component beta subunit. Lineage: Eukaryota; Fungi; Basidiomycota; Agaricomycetes; Boletales; Suillaceae. Gene Ontology annotation, molecular function: oxidoreductase activity, acting on the aldehyde or oxo group of donors, disulfide as acceptor. The coding region runs from base 124 to 1296 and encodes 390 amino acids. The record is from RefSeq and is a predicted model, not a curated record. The transcript has 6 exons.